AUGGUGCACAUACUGAAGCGCAUGCGCAAGCUACGCGAGGCAACACGUACAUGUGGACCAGGCGCGCUCAUACUGCCCAAAGAGGUGUCGAAGAUUAGUAUGGAAUUCAACACAAAACUCUACGGAGGACAUAGAGGGGCAAGGAAAUUCUGGCGCAAUAUGCUGCCCCGGAUGAAAUACCGUAAUCCAUCCAUCCCAAUGGAAGUCGCGCGACACAACGACCCCGAUGGUCCCUCGCUCCUACACAUCUUCACAGCAACCAAAACACAGCCAUCGGCUGGCUCUACCAACUCUCCUACAACACAACAAUCAGACGCUUCACCACCGUCCGCCACACCAAACCAACGAAAUACGCUUGUACCCGAGACCUCGAAACCCACGUUUUCGAUUGACAUGAGGGACCAGUCCGAAAGCGAGAUAUUGGAGGCACUGGUGGAGAAGAUAGGCGCAGUGGAAAUUAAGGCAACGGAGGAGGAGCUCGCUGAGAUGAAGGAGAUUGAGGAGUUCAAGGAGAGGUCGGAGGCGGAUAGAGUGCUGGUCAGGGAGAAGUUGCUGAAGGAGCGGAGAGAGGCUGAGCUGCUCAAGUUGGCGAGGGGUGAGGCACCGGCUGCGAACUAA
Messenger RNA from Alternaria infectoria, 618 nucleotides. RefSeq lists its product as uncharacterized. The coding region runs from base 1 to 618 and encodes 205 amino acids. Gene Ontology annotation, cellular component: mitochondrion. NCBI's taxonomy places the organism in Eukaryota, Fungi, Ascomycota, Dothideomycetes, Pleosporales, Pleosporaceae. Gene Ontology annotation, molecular function: structural constituent of ribosome. The transcript has 4 exons. The record is from RefSeq and is a predicted model, not a curated record.